Lingula anatina is the source of this 2120-nucleotide messenger RNA. RefSeq names its product bifunctional 3'-phosphoadenosine 5'-phosphosulfate synthase. The record is from RefSeq and is a predicted model, not a curated record. NCBI's taxonomy places the organism in Eukaryota, Metazoa, Brachiopoda, Lingulata, Lingulida, Lingulidae. Gene Ontology annotation, biological process: 3'-phosphoadenosine 5'-phosphosulfate biosynthetic process; sulfate assimilation. Gene Ontology annotation, molecular function: sulfate adenylyltransferase (ATP) activity; adenylylsulfate kinase activity; ATP binding.
AAAUCUGCCACUGGUACAGCAAUGUAAACUAUCAUAAUGAAUAAUUAUUCUUUAGGACAUAUAUUCUAAUUAUAGCACUGCAGGAUUUGUCAGAGAUGAUCUACUGGUAUACCACUAAAUUUUCCUCAUUUUCUUUAUGUGGUUUUCAGUAUUUCAUAUUUCAUUUUGUAUUCAUAGCUGGACUUGCAGUGGGUCCAAGUGCUGGCAGAAGGUUGGGCCAUGCCACUGACAGGGUUCAUGAGAGAGAGGGAGUACCUGCAGUGUAUGCACUUCAAGUGCUUACUGGAUGGAGGGACCAUAAACCAGUCAAUUCCAAUUGUUUUACCCAUCACGACAGAGGACAAGGAGCGCCUGAAUGAUUGUGCUGCCUUUACGUUACGCUAUGAAGGAAAAACUGUGGCCAUAUUGAGAACACCCGAGUUCUAUGAACACAGGAAAGAGGAAAGGUGUUGCCGUCAGUUUGGAACCAACAACACAGGGCAUCCAUAUGUUAAGAUGAUCCAUGAGUCUGGUGAUUGGCUGGUUGGUGGUGACCUUGAAGUCGUGGAGAGAAUCUUUUGGAAGGAUGGCCUGGACCAUUAUCGUCUUACACCAAAUGAACUCCGAGACAAAUUUAAGGCUUUGGGGGCAGAUGCAGUGUUUGUGUUCCAACUUCGUAAUCCAGUGCACAAUGGCCAUGCCUUGCUGAUGUCUGACACUAAACGUAGACUCCUGGAGAGAGGAUUCAAAAACCCAGUGCUCUUGCUCCACCCACUGGGUGGCUGGACCAAAGAUGAUGAUGUCCCACUACCAAUUAGGAUGAACCAACACAAAGCUAUUCUGAAUGAGAGAGUAUUGGACCCAGAUAGCACUGUGGUGGCCAUCUUCCCUUCACCUAUGAUGUAUGCAGGACCCACAGAGGUCCAGUGGCAUGCCAAGGCACGCAUGUGUACAGGGGCCCACUUCUACAUAGUUGGACGUGAUCCAGCCGGAAUGCCACACCCAGAGGGCGGAGAUCUUUAUGAGCCAACACAUGGGUCAAAGGUUCUGACUAUGGCUCCUGGUCUGACCCAGUUUGAAAUAAUCCCAUUCCGUGUAGCAGCCUACAACAAAAAGCUUCAAAAGAUGGACUUUUAUGACCCGGAAAAGAAAGAGGACUUUGAGUUCAUUUCAGGGACCAAGAUGCGCAAGCUGGCACGUGAAGGAGAAAAUCCACCAAAAGGUUUCAUGGCACCAUCAGCAUGGAAGGUGAUGAGUGACUUCUACCAGUCACAGGCCAAGAAGUCUUGAUUCCACACCUGAACACAUAGGAAAAGAGGAUUUCUUACUUUAGUUUGUUUAAAUACUUCAGGCAGCCCCUUAGUGACUAAUAAUUCAAUUGAUUUACUUAAGUUUGCUAAAAUAGCCUGUGCUAUCGAGUCCCAUUCUCAAAAGUAAAAUAGUAGAACUGGCAAAAAUCAUUUUUAUGUCUGUAAAAAAGAUUUUUAAAAAUACCUACACCAAACAAUUUACAAUGUAGUUGUUAGUUAGGUUCAUUUUAUAAAAAUAUUUGAACCAAUGACCUCAGAAAAAAAGACAUUGCUCCUAACUAACAUGCUGCCAAAUCAUUCUGUGCCAGUAGGGGAUUUACAAAACAAUGUUUAAAUAAAUCUUACCUGCCACUUAUUAUUACUAUUAUUAUCUUCUCUAUUAUAGGUAAGGUGAUAUAUUUAGACUUUCUUUUUAUUAUCCGCUCUGAUAUCUGAUCAAGACACUAUUUGUGAAGUAGUGAUUGAAGUCAUUUUUGUGAUGUAUACAAAUUUUAUUCUCUGAAAUAUUUAUUUAAUCAUGGGUUAAUCAUGGAGCACAAGAUGAAGUAAAAUGAUAACAGAAAAUACCUCUAUAUUCAAAAUUUGCCCUUGAAGACUAGUCUGGAGUGUUAGAACACACUGGCGAGAUUUACCAUUAUUUCAGAAAUAAUAUACUCCUGGAUCUUUAAUGGCUUUUGCUUUGUUAAAUGACGUAAACCAUGCUGUUCUUAUCAUUACAUUAACCAAGUAGAGCAUCUUAAAUGCCACAAUGUUUUCAAAUAUAGAUAAAUGUUUUUCAGUGGAACCAAUAGCACUAGUCUUGUAAAUAUUUGUUAUAUACAGGAAAUUGGG